UAGUAGCUCGCGGACUGGCCAAGGGAUGGAACGAGCCCCGCGACUGUUCUCGCCACAGCACUGACUCGUCGUCAGGCUUCGGGAGAGCUUCCGUCGCCGAGUCGCCCGCCUUUCGUAGUGCUCUCGUCGAUGUUUAUCGACUUUUUCUCCGCCGGAGCUAUCGAAAAUCGUCCCUCGGACGCGUGCUUCGCAGUGUCGUCGGCUCCGGCUCCGUUCUCCCUGCCGUUUUUUUCAAUAUUCUCGUUCCCCGGGCUCGAUCCAGAGAUCCGGAAAGUGUCCACGGAUAAACGGGCCCCCGCGGAACUGUCAGAUGCCCCGGACCGGGCCGAGCCUCGAGGAAACGACAAAAUGUCUUGGAAGCAACAGCCUCGCCUCGCUCCGCAGCUCCCUCCGCUCUUCAGCCUCUGAAUCUCCAAGCUUUUCAGUCAUUCUCGACAAAUUUAUCGCCCCCGAGUACUCAGGAUAUCGUAACAGGCGGGGGACGUAGUUUUAUGGGGAUACGAUUCGAUGCCACGUACGAGCCAUAAAACAUUGGGCGAAACGAGCGUUCCGAGGGUCAUCCCUCGUUCCACGUCUCGAGCGCGAAAUCCCAUGAGAUCGUGUGUACGUCGUAGUUGCUCCUUUCGAAAGAUGUUUUUCGAAGUACGAUGGACGAUAGGCGCGUUGAAAAAUCGUCAUCGGGAGAACGCCAGUUCAUUGAAGGGUGAAUAGUGCGGACCGAGGAAGAGGGCGAGAGGAGGGUGCGAAUGUCGGUGGGAUGCAUCAUUCAAGGGCAAUUGUUUUGCGCUGCAGUAGCUUGGAAGCUCAUCCACGGAUACGUGUAAAGGGGCGGAGGUGGAUGGCGCAGGUUCUUUAGAAUUGCGAGGGGAUGCGUGCUAGAGGCGCGGAGGGUUGUCGAUCCUCGUGAGGAAAGAGAAAGAAAAAAAGGGCGAAGAAAGUGAGACAAAGGAUUUGUCGUUGCGUCUGUAAGAAGAGAAGAAGAAGAAGAAGAGAGUGAAAAGGGGUGAAAGCGAGGGAAGAAAAGAAGAUAAAAGGAGAUAAAAGCAGCGGGGAAUAAGGGAUGAAGCGAGAGCUUCGAGGAAGAGGUGGCGAGCCGGGUAACGUACACGCGUCCGGACUAUAAUACCUGACGCGGGAGCUCCGAGGACGUGAGGAAAAGAAGAAAGAAAAAAGGUAUUGAGAAUAGCGAUAAGAAAAAAUGGGAGAGAGCAGCCCCGACUUGAGCCUACGGCUUCGCCGAGGCAGCUCCGACUCCAGGGACUCGUUUUACAUGGACUUUGCACAGGGUAUCGAUUCGGACAUCGAGGAAGUUGCACGUCCCAAUGACAAUUCUGAUCCCAUACCGGACAACGGAUUGGACGAGAAUGGCGAAGACUUUCCACCGCUCGAAGAUAUCACGACGAUUCCGGAGGAGGCAUCCGAAGAGCUCAGAGAGGAGGAAGAGGAAGCUGCGGCUGCAGCCGCCGCCGCCGCCGCAGCCGCAGCAUCCCUCGAGACUCACGUUAGUUCGCGGCAGAAAACUCCCGAGCUGUUACUGUCUGGCGUCAAUGGCGACAGGGAAAACCAGAAACCGUCCAAUUGGCCGGGACUGCCGGCAGCCCUUCCAUCCCCCGCGUCGCCGUCCGCCGUAAUCGUCUCACCGGAAACUCUGUCUAGACACAGCAGCAGCUCACCGUCUCGGGCUCAUCACCCGGUAGCCCAAUUCGCACUCGCGUUACCAUGCCCCUCACAACCGAUACCCGCUGUUUGUUACCCGGCACCGGCUUAUCUCGAAGUCGCCGAUGGACCGGUCAGGAAUCUUGGCGCGGACGCCCUGGCGACGACUCUCAGCGCACUUUAUGGAAAACUCCUGGUUGUUAUGGGGAUCGCGUUCCCGAUGGCCGAAGUCAUAUCGACCUACAUUCCUCCCUCGUUCUACGAGGCUUUCUAUCUUUACCUUUAUUUUGGAAGCAUGAUUUUUUUGCUGUACAUGUACGCGAUGCUUCUCAGAGACAACAAACCCAAACGAUCCGACAGCAAACGCAAAGAUGUCUGCGAUCUGGAUUCGUCUGGAUCAUCCAGCACGACCGGAGGCGACAGCGAGUCUCCGGACAGCGGAUUUCCGCACUUGCGACCGGCCCAACACUACGGAAGCUUCUAUCUUCGGAUGGGCGCUGUUGCCUUUGGCAUCGGUUCCAUGAUUUACUCCGGACUCGAAUUUGGCCAAUAUUUCGAACUCGAACGAAACACCAAGUGCCACAACAUCAUGCUCGCCCUCACGCCAUCCACGCGAAUGGCCUUCAUUUUCAUUCAAAUGUAUUUCAUCUUUCUGAACAACGAGCAAAUGAAAAUCUACCGGCAUCGAGUCGUGGCGCGAUUCGGGCUGAUGCACAUGAUCGGGACUAAUCUAUCGGUUUGGCUGAACGUCCUCGUGCAGGAAACUAAGCACGAGAUCCUCACGUUUUACGAUCCUGAGAAUAAUUCACUGAGAAUUUCUCACAGGCUUGGCUCGAAAGCGGGAAUUCAUUUGGGAGGUCACAUCCACGGUCACCAUGGGGAGCACACCAGGCUGCCACGUGGUUUGAAAGGGCCUCACCACAUGUUCGAAUGUCGAAGGACCAACAUAAUGGGUUCGCUCGUGCAGGACGCCAGUCCGUUUUUAUUUCCGUGCACGAUCGAGUACAGUCUCAUUUGCGCUGCAAUACUGUACGUAAUGUGGAAAAACAUAUCGAAAAUAGGACCACUGCAUCCGGGAACUCCUCCUGGAACGAGACAUCACACUCACGCUUAUAGGAGAUCGCCGCACCACUACAGCGUGGACUGUGCUGGAGCGCACAAGGGUUUGUUCGUCGGGAUAUUGAUCCUGGUACUGACGAUAAUAUCGUUGAUAUUAUUUUUCGUCUUGAUAUCGCGUCCGGAGUUGAAAAGUUUCGCAGUGACGGAAGUGAACGUGUGCGAAUUGGCGUUGUACGGGAUGUCGACGCUCGCGACCCUGAUCGGGAUGAUACAGAUGAGGAAGCUGCGUUACGACGGGAGCAGGAAUCUCGAGCUCGAUAAUAUAUUGCUGGUCGCUGCUCAGACGGGGAUGUUCAUUUAUUCGACGUUCACGAUAAUCGGUGGUCAUUUCACGCUGCAAGACGAGACGAUUCUGGUCCUGAUAACGGCCCUGGCGAGCGUCAUUCAAACGACUUUCCAGACCAUUUUCAUUCUCGAUUCGUCGAGACGAUCGGUCUCGACUCCGGCCCAAAUAAAGCGAAAACCGGGCCGGGAAAUCGUCACGUUUUUGCUCGUGACGAACCUCGCGAUGUGGGCGAUCAACACCCUCGAAAAAUCUCGGGCCGAGUCCCACCCCGUUCAACUGAAUUUCUACGGGCUCUGGGCCUGGACCAUCAUCACUCACGUCUCCAUGCCACUCGCAAUUUUCUACCGGUUUCACAGCACCGUGUGCCUCUGCGAGGUCUGGAAAAGGGCGUACAAAGUCAAGCCCACAUACAUGUGACGCAAGGGGUCAAGAGGAAUGACCAAGUUCAUCGUUCCUUAUCAAACCGAACUCAGAAACAGCCAACACCCGAAAAACAACCUCCCACGCAUACAGCUCCCUCCCAAAAAUUAUCAACAGUACAGAGCCGCUGGACUCGGAGUCAUAGCCGAAAACGAUCCGGCCUACUUCAUCCGACAAUCUCCUUGCUGAAAUACGACACGAGACGAGCCGUUUCACCGUCGGAUGCGACUCUGAAACCAAUUUUUUUAAAUCUCACCAUUCUUGCACCGAUCCGGAGACCAAAAACGCUCGAUUCUCAUUUUCUUUCGUACCAAAACAACAACCGAUGGGAUGGGAUGGGAUUUGAAUAUCGGAGGAGGACGAUCGUCGACGAGCAAUUGGGAGGAAUAAUCUGUGGAAAUGUUCAUCCACGAUUAAAAAUCUCGUUUCUUUAUGCGUUCAAUUUCAAAUUUUAAACAAAAACUCAUUUGUCGGUCCGUGCGAAACGGAUUUCGAGGUCUCUCGAACGGUUUGUUUCCCCCAAAAUGUUUGAUCGCUCUCUUUCGAUCAAAUUUUUUCUACGAUUUUGUUUGAAAAUAAAAGCAAAGCGUGGCUAACGAGGGUUGGGAAGAGGCGCGGAGGAUAGAAUUUUCUCCCAAUGCGAAGCCACACAAGUGAGAAUAGUUGAUAUUUAUAUUACGGUUUACACGGGUCAGCUGUCGCAGGAUUUGGAGCGUAUGAAUUUACCAAUCACUUUUGAUAUACAGUAUUUACGAGGCUUUUUUAAAAAUAAUAAAUUUCGAAAAAAUAUGAAGAAAAACGAGAAAGAAGCAGAGUAGUUAUGAAAGGAAAACAAGUAUUUCAUCGAGAUCGAUACGAAGCCAAGUUCACAUACGAGUUUUGGCUCGUAGCUUGGUGAUUUUUGAUACCGUGUACAAGUCUGUUCGAUAUUUUGUCUCGUAGCGAAGAGAAAAUUAGAGCCAACACGUGGAAAUAGUACAGUAGAAUUCGUUUCGUCUACUUUUAUCUUUUCCAGUAAAAAGUUUAUCAAUUUUUUCUCCAAGCGGAAUAAAUAUUGAAAGAAAAAGAAAAAUAUAUAAAUUUCUAGCAGUAAAUCUGAAAGUCAUAUUUUUGCUCGAAUUUUCGUAGCUAUUAGAAAAAAAAAAACAAAACGUUCAAAUCGCAACGGGAACAAUAACGAGGAUGGGGAGGGCGAUGAAUCCGAAAAUUCGCGAGGCACCGAUCCGAAUUUUCAUUCAGGAAACGAUCAAUAACAUUAUUUCCUGCCCCGAUCGUAUUUCAAUCGAAUUAAGGCAGCUCUUGAUCGAACGAUGAAAUGAAUCGAUGACUGAAAAGUAACGAAAAAAUCAUUGGCUCAGUACUUUUCAAUAAAUUUCAACUUCCAUCAGCAAUGAAACUUUGAUCCUCGAUAAUAAAAUGCCAAAUUCAAUGGUCAUGAAAUAGAUAAUGGAUAAAUUGUAACUAAUUGAAAACGAAUUAAUAGAAAAAUCGUAAAGGGUCUUUUGUCGAAGUUAAACGAGAUGAAAAAAAUGUAACAAUCGGUAUUCUACUGUACAUUAUUCCUCGCAAUCACGCACAACCGAUCUACACGGUCCCAAUAACGUGACCAUCCUACUUAGGUCCAAUUGAAAGCGACGAAUAUAUAUGUACGUACGUAUAAGCGACGACGUUGCUUGGUUAAAAAGCUCGUUUCCGUGAGAGAUAGAUUGACCACCGGCAGUUCAUUAUCCGGCCACAUGUUGAAUCGGGCGAUCUCUUUCAAUGUCAGACACUCGGAGAGGCCGAGAGAUAAUCGAGCACGUGCUCUCAACGAGUUCACUCGCACCUGGCAAUCCGCCAAAAUUAAACAGGGGCAUUAAUCUCUCGAGCAUUGAGGGAGAAAAUUCUCGAAAAUUUUGAGCCAACGGGUGCAGCGACAAAAGCUGUCGGUGUUUUCAAAGCUUUUUCAUCGAUCGACGAUUUUUCGUGAAACAUUUCAUUUCAGAGGCUGCUAUAACGUCCAAAAUUUCAGAAUUCAUUAUUCCGAGGCUUCGGCCCCAUUCUUCUCGUCGGAUUUCAACGAAACUUGCAUUUUCUCAUCCUUUUUUUAUUUCAAAAGUCACAAAUUUCGUCAUUCUCAAUUGGUAAUUACGAUAUUUUCGAUAAUUCUACGAUACUACGAAGAAGAGCAAGAACAUUUCAAACGCCUCACGAAUCCAAAGCACAAAUAUUUCGAGAACUCUUUGAAAAAAUGUCGAAUGGACAGGAGACGAAAAAUUUUCAAAAAAACCAUUUUCUAAACGAUCGUAAAGAGGUGAAGCUUUUUAGUAUCAGAGUCCGAAUAAAUGGACUCGAACGAAAUCAUAUCACGAGUCCGUCGAGCUUGAAGGAAAAAAACAUGAAAAACCCUAUAAAAUCGAAGCCCGAAAGUCCAAGAAAUCAUUCGUAGGAAAAAUAUCGUUUAAAUAUUACGUAAAAAACGAAGAAAAGGGAAAACAAAAACGAAAACAAUUGGAAAGGGGAUCAAUUCGGUCGCUAUGCCGAUCGAUCGACGAUAUCUUAUUAGCGAAGCUGACCUAACUGCGCUCGAAAAUUUUUGUAUAAUUAAUUUUAAUGCUCAAAAUAAUAAGAUGCGAGAGGUGAGUAUGCGAGAAACGGGAAUGCAUGUUGUGUUCAUCCACUAAUACGUACGAUGACCCUAGAGUCCGUGAUAAUAGUAGAAAAGUGGAUUUUAUAUAGUUAUAUAUACAAAUAUUGAAAUAAAUAUAUGAAUUAUUAUGAAUAAUGGAGUACAUAAUUCGUCAAUGCGCUAGGCACUUUACUUUGCUGAUUUUUGCUACAUCAUAACAAUCAAAGUUGCAAAUCUUUCGUUAUUUAAAAACAACGUUCUUUAUUAAUUCCUAUAUUUCUCUGCUAAUCAAAAAAACAAUCUUAAUCAUCAAAUUUGCUCGUACUAACCACGAGAAAUCUUCGUUAAAUUGACGUCGGAAGUGCGUUCAAAACACGUGCAGCAAAAAGCGUUCGUUUUAUACCAGAAACUUGUCAAAAUUCACUUUUUCAAGAAAUCUAAGAUUUGCAACGAUGUGAAACGACGAGAAAAUUCAAAGUGUAUGUACCUAAAUACGAGUCGAACGUUCUAAACGGCCAGUAUACACGAGAAAAGACCCAGAUCGGAUUAAAAAUGCGAUGUAAGAUACACGACUAGCUGACUAAUUAAGGGGGGAGGGGGAGGGGGGGGGGGGGCGCGCACGGAGAUAAGAAGCAGAAGGAAAUGGUGAAAUCGUAUGCACGAGGGAGAAAUGAGGAAAUUUUUUGUAAAUAGACGAAUGAAUGGGGUUCCUCUCGAUGUUUAGAUUAGCAAGUGUCAAAAUGUUUCUUCCUAUUAUACGAUAUAAACAAACAGCAACAAGCGAAGCAGCACGCAUAGAUUUAUUACAUGAAAUGAAAAAGAAAGCGAAAAAAAAAAAAAAAAAGUAAUAAAAUAAAAACAAAUAAGAAUUUAUAUUAAAUUAUAUAUAAAUAUAUAUAAAUAUAUGAAUUAUAUAUAUUAUAUAUAUACAGCAUAUAUAUUUAUUAUUGCGUUAUAAUAUUGUAAUAAUUUAUUGUAAUAUCGACAUAACGAUGUACCGCGCACAAAGUUACGAAUCUGUUCGACGAGACUCUUAUUUCGAGGAUCAACUUCGUACCGCAGUUGGUUGGUAUCGUUUCGAAUGAAAAAAAUUUUCGAAACGAUUGUUUUUCGAUAAAAGCCGAUCGGAGAUAAUUUAGUGAGAGAAAAACGUUGAUUUAUUGGCCGGGGGGGGGGUCGUUGUAAUAAGGGAUGAAAAUUUCGUUUUUAUUGAAAUGUGAAAUUGAAUAUAUAUUUUGGAGAUUUUUCGUUGCUUUUGUAGGAAGAUUAUUCGAGGAAUUUUUUCAUUCGAACGGUGGCAAUCGGUGUGCUCAAAUUAUUGUGGGUUUGCAGAUUUACGUCGUGCGUGCAAUUAUAAAGAGAGAAAGAGAGAGAGAGAGAGAGAAAAAAAAACACAGAAAUAAUUUAAAAACUAGUCAAGUUUUUCGUCGCUCAAAGUACCAACAAAGCUCGAGCAUAUUUUCACGAAUACGAUUAGCGCUCUUCAACAAUGUUUUUCAACGUGGACACUCCGCUUUCUUAACCAACUUUUUUCUCACGUUUUUCUUUCAAGAUCCCCUCGAGAUCGUUCUCCCAAGUGUCUCGUACACUCGUUUUUGUAAACGUUUUUCCUUUUUUCAACGCCCUCGAGAAGAGUCUCGUCACCGAGUCUACUGAAUUAUACUUUUCCUUUCUCCUCCUCUCCUCGCUCCUACUUUUUUCUCACUCGCGAAAUAUCGAAAUCUCGAUGUUACAAAUUUCUCUAAAUACCCAAAACACACGCUGUAUACUUUUUUCUAUGUCCGCAUAACUCUAGUUCCUAAA
This is a messenger RNA of Venturia canescens, 7892 nucleotides long. RefSeq names its product proton channel OtopLc-like. The record is from RefSeq and is a predicted model, not a curated record. NCBI's taxonomy places the organism in Eukaryota, Metazoa, Arthropoda, Insecta, Hymenoptera, Ichneumonidae. Bases 1199 to 3478 code for a protein of 759 amino acids. Gene Ontology annotation, molecular function: proton channel activity. The transcript is spliced from 10 exons. Gene Ontology annotation, cellular component: membrane. Gene Ontology annotation, biological process: proton transmembrane transport.